CUGAUGGUACGGUCCAAAAUGUGGCGUCAUAUGACUCGCUUUGUUUAUGUUGUUAUUUUUUUAGCCUACAAACAAACGCAUUUCUUUCCGUGCGUUGGUCCAAAAUGCGGAGUCUUGUGAAUUGGCGUAUGUUUAUAACCUUUUUGGUCGUUUUUUACCAACAAAAUGUUGUCGCAGUGGAAAUGGUCGGAGGGUUGACCGAGGAGAAGCAGGCUGAUGAAGCAGUUCAGAAGAUCUGUGAUGCAAUGAAGCCUCUCGCAGAGCAGAAAACCGGGAGAAACUUCGAGGUUUUCACUGCAAAGAGCUACAAAACACAGCUCGUAGCUGGGACCAACUACUUCAUUAAGGUCCAUGUGGGAGGAGACGAAUAUGUUCACCUUCGUGUUUACAAGAAACUCCCAGCUUAUGGAGGAACGCUCGAGCUAACCAGGCUGCAGCACCCCAAGAGUCAAUAUGACACUAUUGCGUACUUCUAAUGGGAGAACGAACCAGCCAAAGCAUCAGUGCCCACAGUAGUCUCAUUGUAAUCCAUUAAUAACCUGCUUUCCUUGUUUACAUAUAAUAACAUACUGUAGGUAAUGGAAAUAAGGCAAACUAGAUCAGUUAAAUACGAGGUGGGUAAAUAAAUAAAGCAGAUUUUUAUCUGUGUGUGUGUGUGUGUGUGUGUGUGUGUGUGUGUGAUAAUUGUGAGAUACAUCCUGUGGUCAUAGGGGCUAUUUUUAAGUAUGUGAUUGGUUGGGGAAUUGAACUGACCCACAAUUUACCAAUUUUGUGACUCACUUGAGAGAUGCCCUCAGAAUAGCAAGGAUAACCAGCUCAGUUUCAAAGAAACAUGUAAAACAGCUACUUUUGUCCAUAGUGAAACAGAUAAUACAUUUGAAAUAAACAUUAUGCUUUAAAAAGAGCUGUAAAAUAGUGAGACAUCUAUAGUCUGUGCUGUAACUCAGCAGUAUUGGGACAUCGCUCUGGCAGUGUGUUUGGGAUCAUCGUCUCACUGAAAAACGAAGCCAUCUGGUUGUUGUAAAGGGGUUUUCUCAUGGCCAUGGAAAUGAUUCUGCGAUCAUCCACCACGGUUGUCUUUCUUUGACAUCCAGGUCUUUUUUGCAUUGCUGAGUUCACCAAUCCUUUGUUUCUUUCUCAGGAUGUACCAAACUGUAAAUUUUGCCACUCCUAAUAUUGUAGCAAUUUCUUGGAUGGGAUCUUUCCAUUGUCAUAGCUUGAGGAUGGCUUGUUCCACCUACAUGGAGAGCUGCUUUGACUGCAUGUUGUCUGUUCACUAGUGAUGUGCGAUACCACUGAUUUCCUUUCUGAUCCAAUACUAAGUAAAAUUCAGGGCGGUAUCGACAAUACUGA
Oreochromis niloticus (Nile tilapia) is the source of this 1353-nucleotide messenger RNA. Its product is annotated as cystatin-B. The transcript is spliced from 3 exons. The record is from RefSeq and is a predicted model, not a curated record. Gene Ontology annotation, molecular function: cysteine-type endopeptidase inhibitor activity. NCBI's taxonomy places the organism in Eukaryota, Metazoa, Chordata, Actinopteri, Cichliformes, Cichlidae. The coding region runs from base 105 to 476 and encodes 123 amino acids. Gene Ontology annotation, cellular component: cytosol.